Molecule: messenger RNA, 3460 nt
Organism: Humulus lupulus (European hop)
Lineage: Eukaryota; Viridiplantae; Streptophyta; Magnoliopsida; Rosales; Cannabaceae
Product: disease resistance protein RPM1-like
Exons: 2
Coding region: 145-2922 (925 amino acids)
Biological process (GO): defense response to other organism
Molecular function (GO): ADP binding
Source: RefSeq, a predicted model, not a curated record
UAUGGUUGAGUCGAAGUCACUCUGGUUGACUCAAAGUCUUCGUUUCAUUCUACCUAUAAAAAUACAGAGGUUAUCUCAACAAAAAAAAAAAAAAUAAUAAAUAGAGAGAGAUCACAGAGCAGACGAAGGAGAUCGAAACUAGUCAUGGCAGAGAGUGUGGUGAGUUUUCUACUGGAGAAGUUUUCGUCCUUGUUGGAAGAUGAGGUGAAGCUCUUGAGCGGGGUCCGAGAUGAAGUUGUUUUCGUGAAAAAUGAGUUGGAUCGCAUAAGAGCAUUCUUGCGAUCUGCUGAUGCCAAGGAAGAUCAAGAUGAAGAAAUCAAAGUGUGGGUUAAGCAAGUUAGAGAGGUCGCUUACGAUGCAGAAGACACCAUCGAUGAUUUCUUGUAUAGAUUUGAGCAUACCAAGCGACAUGGAUUCUAUGGUUAUUUGUGUAAGAUGGCUCGCGGAAUCAAGAACUUGAAAGCUCGCCGUCGAAUUGCCUCCCAAUUGCAGAGUAUCAAACUCAGAGUUACUGAUAUUUCUGAGGGGCGCCAGAGAUAUGGUUACAAACUGAGUAGUACGGAGAUCGGGUCGAGUUCGGGAACUAAACCUUGCUACUAUUCUGAGGUUAGAAGCGACGCACGGUUGCUGGAAGAAGCUCAACUAGUGGGCAUUGAACCAAAGAAGCAAGCUCUUUUGAGUUUUCUUGUUAAGGAUACCUCUCAACUACGAGUGGCUGCAGUGCGUGGAAUGGGAGGGCUGGGCAAAACCACUCUGGUGAGUUCAGUUUAUAAUGAUUCACGAGUAAAGAAUCAUUUUCAUCAAAUCCAAGCUUGGGUCACUGUUUCACAAUCGUUCAAGCUAGAUGAAGUUUUGAGACAAAUUAUCCAACAAUUUUUCAAAGCCACCAAUCUGCCACUUCCUGAUGAAGUUGAGAAGUCCACAGACACACACUUCUUAAAGACAACCAUUGUUGAUUUUCUUAGUGACAAAAGAUAUUUGGUUGUAUUGGAUGACAUAUGGGAUGUGGAUGCAUGGGAAGCAGUCAAAGUUGCAUUUCGGAACAACAACAAUGGUAGCCGAGUAAUGAUCACUACUCGUACUGCAGAUGUGGCCUCUACCUCUACCAAAGAUGUUGGAGGUCACAUCUUAACCUUAAAUCCUUUAUCUUCUGAAGAUUCUUGGACUCUAUUUUAUGCAAAAGCCUUUCAAGGUAAUGCUUGUCCUACUCAUUUGGAGGAAAUUUCAAGAGACAUCCUGAAAAGAUGUGAGGGAUUGCCUCUUGCCAUUGUUGCAAUAGGAAGCAUGUUGGCCACAAAGGACAUCAAUAGGGUAGAUGAAUGGGAGAUUGUUCACCGUUCUCUGCGGGUUGAAUUACAAGGCAAUACAAAACUGAAAGGCAUGCAAACCAUACUUUCACUUAGUUUCAAUGAUUUGCCUUACCACUUGAAGCAUUGCUUCAUGUAUCUAAGUUUAUUCCCUGAGGAUUACUCGAUUAAACUCAAUGUCCUGAUUCGAUUGUGGAUUGCUGAAGGUUUCAUAGAAGGAAUUGAAGGAAGAACAUUAGAAGAAGUGGCAAAUGGUUGUUUCAACGAACUUCUUAACAGAAGCUUGGUCCAAGUGAAUGAAAGAUAUACUGAUAGAAGAAUCAAAAGUUGUCGAGUGCACGAUAUUUUAAGGGAAACUAUGCUUCUAAAAUCGAAAGAUCAAGGCUUUGCAGCAAUAACUAAUAAAGAGAGCAGUAAAAGGCUUCCCGAAAGAGUUCGACGACUAUCUGUGCAUGAAGGAACAAAUAUAGAUGCAUCUGGGGACAAACAACUAUCUCAACUGCGCUCUUUGCUCUUAUUUACCAAAGAAAAAGAUGUCUGGAAUAAUUUCAUGUCUUCUUUUUCUGAGCAGGGGUCAAGACUUGUCAAGGUGUUGGAUUGUACACGUGCACCUGCGACUACAUUUCCACAAAGUAUCACAAAGCUAUACCAUUUGCGAUACCUAUGUUUAAGAGAUACCGCUGUAAGUUCAAUUCCACCGUCUAUUGCGAAUCUUCGACAUCUUGAAACGUUAGACCUCAAAAGGACUCUUGUACGAGAGCUACCCAGUGAGAUUUUACGAUUACAGUGUUUGCGACAUGUAAUAGUUUAUGAUUUUAGAAUAUUGCAUGGCUGUAAGGCUUUAAAAGGAAUGGAAUCCCUUUCUUCCUUGAGAAAACUCAGUUGUGUUGAGGCAAAACAGGAUGAAACUGAGCCUAUGGUAACCGUAGGAAGGCUAACACAACUGACGAGGUUAGGCAUCCUACAGCUUGGAGCUGAGCACGGAGAUGCACUAUUCUCUUCAAUUCGUGAAUUAAAGCUCCUUCGUUCAUUAACUUUGGUUUCAAGAACAGAGGAUGAAGCCCUUAGUUUCCAAUUUAAAUCCUUCUCAUCUCUUCAAUUGCUCCAGAGAUUAUAUAUAAGAGGUCCUGUGGAGAAGUCACUAGAAGGACUACAAAACCUUACAAACUUGUCUACAUUAUAUCUGAGUGGUAGUAGGUUGCAGGUAGAUCCGCUAGAGUCAUUACAAGAUUUGCCCAAUCUAGUAUUACUCUGGUUUGAUGAAAGAGUUUAUGAUGGGGAGUCACUAUGUUUUAAAGCUGGGAGUUUCUUAAUGCUCAGAGAACUCCGUAUUUCAGAAUUGGAGAACUUAAGAAGGGUGACAGUGGAAGACAAAGCAUUGUCUCAUCUCAAAUUUAUGAAUUUGGCCGAUUGCAAAUUACUGGAGGAAAUACCAUCAGGAAUUGAACGCCUAAGAAACCUCCAAAAACUUCAGUUGGUAAAUAUGGCUGCAGAAUUGACAACAACUGUAUAUCGUGGAAGUCAACAUGAUAACUACUCAAAAGUAAUGCACAUUCCACAUGUUUUCAUCGGCCGGUGGAGUCCUGAAAGCGGAACUGUUGGUGAUUGGCUUUAGAGAUUAUAGUGAGGCAGCUUCCAAGAUAUUUCUCAUAAAUUGCUUGUGUGCCAUCCAGCAACCUCUGUUGGGGCAUAAUCAAGUUGUUGAUUGAGCUUAUAAUGAUUGGGAGGCACAAGUCUUUUGAUGAUGAUGAGAAAGGAAUUGAUUAAGAGUUUGACGUGUUGUUGAGGGAAGUUCUGUGUUUGGGGUCGAUUUUGAGAUAUCCGAAUCUGUCUUUCUUGAGACUCACCUUACAGGAUGUGCUAAAAGUUGUUUGGAAUGGUGUUGAGGAGUACAAGAAGGAAGUGGAUAAGAUUGGAACACUUUUGCAUUCUGAAGAUGCAGAAGAGGAACAGUUGAUGUUGAGAUUCUGCUUAGAUGAGAGAGAUUCUGUAAUGUCAAAUAUCAUGUGUAGAUAUUUGUUGUAAUGAACUCUUUUGAGUUCUCAUAUUUCUUUUAGUGUUAUGCUUUGGUUUAGUUUUGGAAGUUGCUUGACAAUACCCAGAUGAAUUUUUCAGUUGUUUCAUUUUAAUUGAUUACUGAGUUUCUUGUUUUC